Messenger RNA from Pseudonaja textilis, 3481 nucleotides. NCBI's taxonomy places the organism in Eukaryota, Metazoa, Chordata, Lepidosauria, Squamata, Elapidae. The record is from RefSeq and is a predicted model, not a curated record.
UUGACUACAGCCGCCGCCGCGAAGCGGGCCUGGGAUGCCAAGAUGGCGGCGGCGGUAGUAUCGGUUUUCCCUGGUGUGCGGCUCCUGACUAUCGGCGAUGCCAACGGGGAAAUCCAGCGGCACCAAGAACAGCAGGCGCUGCGUCUCGAGGCUCGCACCGGGCCUGACGCCGCUGGCCUCGCUUUGUAUAGCCAAGAUGAUGUUUGUGUAUUCAAGUGUUCUGUAUCAAAGGAGACAGAAUGCAGCCGAGUGGGAAAACAGUCCUUCAUUAUCACAUUGGGAUGCAACAGUGUCCUUAUACAAUUUGCAACGCCAAGUGAUUUCUGCUCAUUUUAUAAUAUUUUGAAAAAUUGCCGAGGUCACAACAUGGAGCAGUCAGUGUUCAGUGAGCGCACAGAGGAAUCAUCUGCUGUGCAGUACUUCCAGUUUUAUGGAUAUUUAUCCCAACAGCAAAAUAUGAUGCAGGAUUAUGUCCGAACAGGCACAUAUCAGAGAGCAAUCCUGCAAAACCACAGUGAUUUUAAAGAUAAGAUUGUAUUAGAUGUCGGCUGUGGUUCUGGCAUCCUGUCAUUUUUUGCAGCCCAAGCUGGAGCCAGAAAAAUUUAUGCAGUGGAAGCAAGCACAAUGGCUCAACAUGCAGAGGUUUUAGUGAAGAGUAAUAAUCUUACUGAUCGAAUUGUGGUCAUUCCUGGGAAGGUAGAGGAAAUCUCACUUCCAGAACAGGUGGACAUCAUUAUUUCUGAGCCAAUGGGCUACAUGCUUUUCAAUGAACGAAUGCUGGAGAGUUACCUGCAUGCCAAGAAAUAUUUAAAACCUAGUGGAAAUAUGUUUCCAACUAUUGGCGAUGUCCAUCUAGCCCCAUUUACAGAUGAACAGCUAUACAUGGAACAGUUCACAAAAGCUAACUUUUGGUAUCAGCCAUCUUUUCAUGGGGUAGAUUUGUCAGCACUCCGAGGUGCAGCAGUAGAUGAAUAUUUCAGACAGCCUGUUGUGAGGCAGCACCGUGAGGUUCAACAUAUCAGCGCAGCCAUUCACGGCAGAAUGUCAGCUGUGCCACAACAAGCCUUGCAGGGUCCUGCUCUUAGACUGUGCCAGUAUGUCAAAGUUCAUGGUGGUGCCACUGCUCCUGCAUACAGCUGCUCGCAUUGCAAACAGCCCGGGGAUUUGGACAGCCUUUACUGGCUGGGAUGCCUUCAGGAUCCCUGGCUUCCAAGUCCGGCAAGGCCCAGCGUUUGGACUCUGGUGUGCUCUUCUCCUCCUGAGAAGCAGCAGUGCAUCCAUGGCACAUCUGGAUCACCAAAUGACUAUUCACCAUACCACUUACUUUUCUUUUUCAGACAGAGUUAUGACAUAAGUAUUGUUGCUCAAGUGGAUCAAACAGGCUCUAAAUCCAGCAACCUUCUUGACCUGAAAAAUCCCUUUUUCAGGUAUACAGGUACAACUCCUUCACCACCGCCGGGUUCACACUAUACAUCUCCUUCAGAGAACAUGUGGAACACAGGUGGCGCCUACAACAUGAACACAGGGAUGGCUGUUGCUGGAAUGCCCACAGCCUAUGAUCUCAGCAGUGUGAUUGCAGGUGGCACUAAUGUUGGCCACAACAACCUUAUUCCUCUAGCCAACACUGGGAUUGUCAAUCACACCCAUUCCCGGAUGGGAUCCAUCAUGAGCACAGGGAUUGUCCAAGGCUCAUCUAGUGGCCAAAGUGGAGGAACUUCAACUGCUCAUUACCCAGUCAACAGUCAAUUUACUAUGGGGGGACCAGCCAUUUCUAUGGCGUCCCCCAUGUCUAUCACCACCAACACAAUGCAUUAUGGGAGCUAAGAAACCCUCAUCCCUGAACUGACAGCAUCAGGAAACCAAAUGAAGAAAAAGUACCACCUCCCCACUGUAUCUCAUCAGUUGGCAGUCAAUUCUUUGGAUCUCUUCUGCCCUCCAAUAGGUUACCCAGAGAUGGUCCAAUCCUUGUACAAUAGAAGACAAAAACCCACUGGCUUAAUAGCGGAUUUGUACACAUUUUUCAUGAAAUGUUGGAAAUCUCAACUUGCUCAACCACGACUGAGUUCCUGUGCUUACUGAGUCUUACAACCUAUCAUGUCAGUAAUAGUAUCAUUCUUCAAUCUGCCAUGACUGAUUUGCAUUAGGCACAGGCUUAGAUCUGAACUGCCAUAGGGCCUCUAACAUGCUCUAGGCAGUCCACCAACAGAAACUUGAUCAUUUAUUGCUACACUCCCAGUAUUUUAAAUGAAGGGGCUGCAGCUGGCUGUAGAAUGGGCACAGGUAAGAAUCCAGCAGCAUAUCCAUGUCGAUUUCUUAGGCAUCCCAGGCUCUGGGCUAGUGUUUGUAGCAUUAUUAAGACUUAGGAGGAAUAUCUCCUGGGAAAGACAAAGACUUAUCAACUUCCUGGCUUUCAGAAAAGCUCCAGCAUCUUACUGUUGUAAGUCUUGGGCCAUGUGAAAAGUAUCCAAGAUGAAAGAAGACUGUUUUAUAUGCCACAAGCAUCUUAUCAGCAGGUCUGAUGAUUGCCUGUCUCUUGGGAAUAUUGAUGUAGCAUCAAAGGGUUAAAAAAUUUAAAACACAAAUGUACCAAAAAAUACUGUUGCUGGCUGAAAAUGGUUUGUGUAUCAAUUUCCUGUUGCUCAUUUUAAACCCAAUCCUAUUUUCUGGUCUAUUCUUAAGGUGUGACAGCAGCUAUGAUUAGUUCCUCCCUUCUGGGCAGAAGUGGAUGCCAAAUGGUUUAGUAUGUAGACUUGUCUGCUUCCCACAGUAACCACCAGGGGACUCUAAAUAGAUUGGCAGCUAUUAUGGGGUCCCUUUGUAGUACUUUUAUGUGUAAUUUGUAACUCUUUCUUUUUUCCUUCCAAAGAGCCUCAAGCCAAUAUUUCUUAAAGGACUUGACAAGUAACUGUUUUAUGGAGGAGAAAAGUGGUUUACUUAAGGCAAUGUUCUUUGGGUCCCAAUAGUGGCUGAAUUGGGGGAAGGGGUGGGACCAUUCUGGAGAACCUUCAUAGUGGCUGGAUUGUGGGUCUAUAAAGCCAAUUGUUGGUUCUGGCUGAUCAACGAUUUUGUGACUAUUGAAUAAAACUGGGAGGGUUUUGAAGAUGUUUGUAAUGGCUGGUUUCCCAAUCUCAGGUUUAGAUGAAACAGCUUAAAAUUUUAUUUGUAUUCACACAUCCACUGGACAAUCCUGUUUUGAACUGCAGUUGAGAGAAGUGCCUUCCCAGGAGAAAUGUACCUCAAAUGAUUUGACUUCCCUUACAUUGCUAAAGAGCUGCCUGUUUCUUUCUUCUAGUCAUAGUUAAGAAAGUUUAGGAAAUUAACUUGUUUCCUGUUAGGCUUCUUGUGGCUACCUUUGACGUGAUCACAAGUCACACUCAGACAAGUCCUGGAUACAGCAGAAGUACUGGCUUUUUAACAGACAUCCCUGCAAAGAUCUGCUCUAUAUUAAUAUAGGAAGUUAAGAAAAAGCUUUCCAGAGAUG